Galeopterus variegatus (Sunda flying lemur) is the source of this 1851-nucleotide messenger RNA. RefSeq names its product mannosyl-oligosaccharide 1,2-alpha-mannosidase IB-like. The transcript has 5 exons. Gene Ontology annotation, molecular function: calcium ion binding; mannosyl-oligosaccharide 1,2-alpha-mannosidase activity. The record is from RefSeq and is a predicted model, not a curated record. Gene Ontology annotation, cellular component: extracellular exosome; Golgi membrane; endoplasmic reticulum. Lineage: Eukaryota; Metazoa; Chordata; Mammalia; Dermoptera; Cynocephalidae. Gene Ontology annotation, biological process: carbohydrate metabolic process; N-glycan processing. The coding region runs from base 573 to 1445 and encodes 290 amino acids.
AGAACUCCUUCCUGCUGCUUCACCCAGCGCUGCUGCUUUGGAUUCCCGGCCAGGUGGGAGACCUUCCUCAUUUGCAGACUUCCGAGGAGACCCUUAUUUUUUCCAAGGUUAAGAGAUUCUGGAAUAGAAGCGUCAGAGGAGAUUAAGUGAACCUUCUACAACUCCUCGGACCUCGCCAAGCUCCCUUUGGGGCGCGAGACCACAUUUGAGCAUCUCACUGGGGCGCAGAAAUGCAAGAACCCACUUUGUCCCUUCUCCGCAGUGUGGCUUGCCUGAUGUACCCCUAGGAAUGAAGAGGAGACUUGUCAUAACCCGAUGAGGUACUGAAAGCCAAAUGGCAAAGAAGAUAUCACAGGACAUAAGCUAGUGAUCGAUUGGGGGUGGGCAGACACGUUUCUGAAUGUAAUUGGUCGAGCGUGAAAGAGAUGUCCUCUUAAAAAGCACAACAAUCCUUUAAGAGGAGAAAGAUUGAGUUUUCCCGUUUUUGCCAAGAUUUUGAAGACCGUUCAAUGUGUUGUACAUUUUAUAUAAGAUGGGAACUUUGUGAAGUAUUCUGUCCAAGAGUGUAAACGAUGACUACCCCAGCUCUGCUGCCCCUGUCUGGACGUAGGAUACCACCUCUGAACCUGGGGCCGCCCUCCUUCCCACAUCACAGGGCUACCUUGAGACUGUCUGAGAAGUUUAUCCUUCUCCUUAUUCUUAGUGCCUUCAUCACCCUGUGUUUUGGGGCGUUCUUCUUCCUUCCAGACUCUUCAAAACACAAACGCUUUGAUCUGGGUUUAGAAGAUGUGUUAAUUCCUCAUGUAGAUGCCGGCAAAGGGGCUAAAAACCCUGGAGUCUUCCUGAUCCAUGGACCUGAUGAACACAGACACAGGGAAGAAGAAGAACGUCUGAGAAAUAAAAUUCGAGCUGAUCAUGAGAAGGCCCUGGAAGAAGCAAAAGAAAAAUUAAGGAAGUCAAAAGAAGAAAUUCGAGCAGAAAUUCAGACAGAGAAAAAUAAAGUAGUCCAAGAAAUGAAGACGAAAGAGAACAAGCCACUGCCACCAGUCCCUAUUCCAAACCUUGUAGGAAUAAAUGGGGGAGACCCAGAAGAUAAUGACAUAAGAAAGAAAAGGGAAAAAAUUAAAGAGAUGAUGAAACAUGCCUGGGAUAAUUAUAGGACAUAUGGAUGGGGACAUAAUGAACUCAGACCUAUUGCAAAGAAAGGACACUCCACUAACAUAUUUGGAAGUUCACAAAUGGGUGCUACCAUAGUAGAUGCUUUGGAUACCCUUUACAUUAUGGGACUUCAUGCUGAAUUCCAAGAUGGACAAAGAUGGAUUGAAGACAACCUUGAUUUCAGUGUAAAUUCAGAGGUAUCUGUAUUUGAAGUCAACAUUCGAUUUAUUGGAGGCCUACUUGCAGCAUAUUACCUUUCAGGAGAGGAGGUGAGCAAAAUCAAGUAAUACAUUGUCUUGGGGGAAGGCGUUGUGAAUGGAAUUUAAUAAAAUGAAAGAUUUUCCUAGCAGCAUAUCAUUUUUCUAAAUUGAGUAAUAUUGAACUAAUCUGAAGGUUUGCUGAAAAGAACUGGAUGCUUUAAGUAGAACUGUUCCUUGGGAAUACUCAUUGGAUUUUCCAUUUUGAGAAUAUCAAUAAAAUAUAAAUUCAUCACAGAUCCUAACAUUAUAUACACCACAUCUCCUUUGCAAGACUUUUCAAGGAUUUGCCAUUGCAGUUAAUGGCAUGGUCCAAACAAAGGGGGAACAGAACCUAACAAGACCAAAAUUAAGGAGUUAAUCAGGAGGAAUUAAUGUGAAUUAUUCUAAGACCAAAAAUUAAUUAUUAUGGGGAACCGAGGCAUGGAGAAGGGGA